ACUCACCAUCGCCUUCACUUGUUUCAAGGGGGAAAUCCCUAGUCCGCCCGCUUCGGCGCGCACCUCCCGGCACCCCAGCGGCAAACUUCUGCGGGUCAGCGCUCCCCCCGCGCCCCGGGGCGGGACACCCCCGCAGACUCAGAGUUAACGGGCUGCGCCGGCCUCGGCGUUGCGGGGGGUGGAGGGGUUCCGCUCCCUUGCUCCCGGGGUGGUGCUCAUUGACCUAGCAUCGACUCCCCUUCCUUAAGAGAAAAAUUUUUUAUUUUAUUUUUAUUUUAUUUGUAUCUCUCCCUUUUUCUUUAAUGCCAUUUACUCCCGAGGCGCAGCGCACAAGGAGCCCUCCCGUGCGGCACCGUCCUGGAGCCCGCCCAGGUCACUUUCAUGAAUUCAAAGGCAAUUUACCAGUGAUUUUGGGUGCUGGGGCUGAUUUUUUUUGGCGUAUUUACAUUCUAUAUCUUCUGAUGAGGAAAGGAAAAUGCUUCAAGAAGGACUUUGUGACCUCUCAUCACUUUGUAUAAGAGCCCAGAAGAAUGUCUUCCAAGCAAGCCACCUCUCCAUUUGCCUGUUCAGCUGAUGGAGAGGAAGCGAUGACCCAAGAUUUGACCUCAAGGGAAAAGGAAGAGGGCAGUGAUCAACAUGUGGCCUCCCAUCUGCCUCUGCACCCUAUAAUGCACAACAAACCUCACUCUGAGGAGCUACCAACACUUGUCAAUACCAUUCAACAAGAUGCUGACUGGGACAGCAUUCUGUCGUCUCAGCAAAGAAUGGAGUCAGAGAAUAAUAAGUUAUGUUCCCUAUAUUCCUUCCGAAAUACCUCUACCUCACCACAUAAGCCUGACGAAGGGAGUCGGGACCGCGAGAUAAUGACCAGUGUUACUUUUGGAACCCCAGAACGCCGCAAAGGGAGCCUUGCCGAUGUGGUGGACACACUGAAACAGAAGAAGCUUGAGGAAAUGACUCGGACUGAACAAGAGGAUUCCUCCUGCAUGGAAAAACUACUAUCAAAAGAUUGGAAGGAAAAAAUGGAAAGACUAAAUACCAGUGAACUUCUUGGAGAAAUUAAAGGUACACCUGAGAGCCUGGCAGAAAAAGAACGGCAGCUCUCUACCAUGAUUACCCAGCUGAUCAGUUUACGGGAGCAGCUCCUGGCAGCGCAUGAUGAGCAGAAAAAACUGGCAGCCUCACAAAUUGAGAAACAACGGCAGCAAAUGGACCUUGCUCGCCAACAGCAAGAACAGAUUGCAAGACAACAGCAGCAACUUCUGCAACAGCAGCACAAAAUUAAUCUCCUGCAGCAACAGAUCCAGCAGGUUCAGGGUCACAUGCCUCCGCUCAUGAUCCCAAUUUUUCCACAUGACCAGCGGACCCUGGCAGCAGCUGCUGCUGCCCAGCAGGGAUUCCUCUUCCCCCCUGGAAUAACAUACAAACCAGGUGAUAACUACCCCGUACAGUUCAUUCCAUCAACAAUGGCAGCUGCUGCCGCUUCGGGCCUCAGCCCUUUACAGCUUCAGAAGGGUCAUGUCUCCCACCCACAAAUUAACCCAAGGCUAAAGGGCCUAAGUGACCGUUUUGGCAGGAGUUUGGACACCUUUGAACAUGGUGGUGGCCACUCUUACAACCACAAACAGAUUGAGCAGCUCUAUGCCGCUCAGCUGGCCAGCAUGCAGGUGUCACCUGGAGCAAAGAUGCCAUCAACUCCACAGCCACCAAACACAGCAGGGGCAGUGUCACCUACUGGGAUAAAAAAUGAAAAGAGAGGGACCAGCCCUGUAACUCAAGUUAAGGAUGAAGCAGCAGCACAGCCGCUGAAUCUCUCAUCCAGACCCAAGACAGCGGAGCCUGUCAAGUCCCCAACCUCUCCCACCCAGAGCCUCUUCCCAGCCAGCAAAACCAGCCCCGUCAGCCUGCCCAACAAAAGCGGCAUCCCCAGCCCCAUUGCUGGGAGCCUGGGAAGGGGAUCCUCUCUAGGUAAAUGGAAAGGUCAACACCAGGAAGAGACUUAUGAAUUAGAUAUCCUGUCCAGUCUCAACUCCCCUGCCCUGUUUGGGGAUCAGGAUACGGUGAUGAAAGCCAUUCAGGAGGCUCGGAAGAUGCGAGAGCAGAUCCAGCGGGAGCAGCAGCAGCAACAGCCACACGGGAUUGAUGGGAAACUGCCCUCCAUGAAUAAUAUGGGGCUGAACAACUGCAGGAAUGAAAAGGAAAGAACGCGCUUUGAGAACUUGGGGCCCCCGCUAACAGGCAAGUCGAGCGAAGAUGGGAAGCUGGGCCCAGGUGUCAUCGAUCUCACGCGGCCAGAAGACGCAGAGGGAAGUAAAGCAAUGAAUGGCUCUGCAGCUAAACUACAGCAGUAUUAUUGUUGGCCAACAGGAGGUGCCACUGUGGCUGAAGCACGAGUCUACAGGGAUGCCCGUGGCCGGGCCAGCAGCGAGCCACACAUCAAGCGACCAAUGAAUGCAUUCAUGGUUUGGGCGAAGGAUGAGAGGAGGAAAAUUCUUCAGGCCUUCCCCGACAUGCAUAACUCCAACAUUAGCAAAAUUUUAGGGUCUCGCUGGAAAUCCAUGUCCAACCAAGAGAAGCAACCUUAUUACGAAGAGCAGGCCCGGCUAAGCAAAAUCCACUUAGAGAAGUACCCGAACUAUAAAUACAAACCUCGACCGAAACGCACCUGCAUUGUUGAUGGCAAAAAGCUCCGGAUCGGGGAGUAUAAGCAACUGAUGAGGUCUCGGAGACAGGAGAUGAGGCAGUUCUUUACUGUGGGGCAACAGCCUCAGAUUCCAAUCACCACAGGAACAGGUGUUGUGUAUCCUGGUGCUAUUACUAUGGCAACGACCACACCAUCACCUCAGAUGACAUCUGACUGCUCUAGCACCUCUGCCAGCCCAGAGCCCAGCCUCCCGGUCAUCCAGAGCACUUAUGGCAUGAAGACAGAUGGCGGAAGCCUAGCUGGAAAUGAAAUGAUUAAUGGAGAGGAUGAAAUGGAAAUGUAUGACGACUAUGAAGAUGAUCCCAAAUCAGACUAUAGCAGCGAAAAUGAACCCCCAGAAGCUGUCAGUGCCAACUGAGGAGUAUUUGUUUGCUGAAUUAAAAUACUCUGACAUUUCAUCUCCCCUUCCCCAACAAAAAGUUCUUAAAGAGCCCGCAUGCAUUUGUGGCUCCACAAUUA
Eptesicus fuscus (big brown bat) is the source of this 3163-nucleotide messenger RNA. It is a transcript of the gene SOX6, whose product is annotated as SRY-box transcription factor 6. The transcript has 18 exons. Bases 531 to 3062 code for a protein of 843 amino acids. Gene Ontology annotation, biological process: positive regulation of chondrocyte differentiation; central nervous system development; regulation of transcription by RNA polymerase II. The record is from RefSeq and is a predicted model, not a curated record. Lineage: Eukaryota; Metazoa; Chordata; Mammalia; Chiroptera; Vespertilionidae. Gene Ontology annotation, molecular function: DNA-binding transcription factor activity, RNA polymerase II-specific; RNA polymerase II cis-regulatory region sequence-specific DNA binding. Gene Ontology annotation, cellular component: nucleus.